Sphaeroforma arctica JP610 is the source of this 360-nucleotide messenger RNA. RefSeq lists its product as hypothetical. The transcript has a single exon. NCBI's taxonomy places the organism in Eukaryota, Ichthyosporea, Ichthyophonida. Bases 1 to 360 code for a protein of 119 amino acids. The record is from RefSeq and is a predicted model, not a curated record.
AUGGCAUUGAUAGCAGCUACCAGAGAUCAAGUAAUGGAAUUGAAAGCAGCUACCACAGAUCAGGUAAUGGGAUUGAUAGCAACUACCACAUAUCAUGUAGUAGGAUUGAUAGCAGCUACUAGAGAUCAGGUAAUGGGAUUGAAAACAAAUACCAAAGAUCUAGUAAUGGGAUUGGUAGCAGCUACUAGAGAUCAGGUAAUGGAAUUGAAAGCAGCUGCCAGAGAUCAGGUAAUGGUAUUAAAAGCAGCAACCAGAGAUCAGGUAAUGAAAUUGAUAGCAGCUACUAAAGAUGAGGUAAUGGGAUUGAAAGCAGCUACCAGAGAUCAGGUAAUGGGAUUGAUAGCAGCUACUAGAGAUUAG